CUUACUGGCAAAACAAUUACAUUGGAAGUCGAACCAAGUGAUACCAUUGACAAUGUAAAAGCCAAGAUACAAGAUAAAGAAGGUAUCCCACCUGAUCAACAACGACUCAUCUUCGCCGGCAAACAACUUGAAGACGGUCGAACACUCAGCGACUAUAAUAUUCAAAAAGAGAGUACACUUCAUCUUGUACUUCGACUUCGAGGUGGUGAUGAUCAAUGA
Rotaria sp. Silwood2 is the source of this 219-nucleotide messenger RNA. The record is from the annotation of a GenBank genome assembly. NCBI's taxonomy places the organism in Eukaryota, Metazoa, Rotifera, Eurotatoria, Philodinida, Philodinidae.